Molecule: messenger RNA, 607 nt
Organism: Drosophila albomicans
Lineage: Eukaryota; Metazoa; Arthropoda; Insecta; Diptera; Drosophilidae
Gene: MED10
Product: mediator of RNA polymerase II transcription subunit 10
Exons: 2
Coding region: 111-512 (133 amino acids)
Biological process (GO): positive regulation of transcription by RNA polymerase II
Cellular component (GO): mediator complex; chromatin
Molecular function (GO): transcription coregulator activity
Source: RefSeq, a predicted model, not a curated record
CACACUUCAAUCCGCAGAAACAAUCAACAGCUGUCCGGCAGUUGGCAAAGAAGUAAAAGCGUAUUAUAAUUUUGAGUUUUUUCGGCAGUUUAAAUAAACCACUGUUGAAAAUGACUUCGCCUUUGGAGAAUCUUGAAACUCAGUUGGAAAUGUUCAUCGAGAACGUGCGCCAAAUACGUAUAAUCGUUAGCGACUUCCAGCCCCAGGGUCAAAAUGUACUCAAUCAAAAGAUCAACAGUUUGGUGACUGGUCUACAGGAAAUCGACAAAUUACGACCACAGGUGCAGGAUGUGUACGUGCCUUUUGAGGUGUUCUUUGAUUACAUCGAUCAGGACAAGAAUCCACAACUCUAUACCAAGGAUUGUGUGGAAAAGGCGCUGGCAAAAAAUGAAGAAGUCAAAGGCAAAAUCGAAAGCCUGAAAAAGUUCAAGGCCAAUUUGCUGCUUGAAUUGUUCAAGACUUUUCCCACUGAAAUGAACAACUACAGAGCCUAUAGAAAAGAUUUGAUCUAAGUAAAUGGGAGAUCAUGCAUAAUGCUAGUUUUGUAAGCCUCAUUUAUACAUUUUGUAAGCCAAAAUAAACGCAUCUGUGUACUUAGAUAAUGCAA